This is a messenger RNA of Saccharomyces mikatae IFO 1815, 3315 nucleotides long. RefSeq names its product GTPase-activating protein BUD2 (gene BUD2). The transcript has a single exon. Gene Ontology annotation, biological process: regulation of GTPase activity. The record is from RefSeq and is a predicted model, not a curated record. The coding region runs from base 1 to 3315 and encodes 1104 amino acids. NCBI's taxonomy places the organism in Eukaryota, Fungi, Ascomycota, Saccharomycetes, Saccharomycetales, Saccharomycetaceae.
AUGAGCUCCAGCAAUAAACCGGCGCAAGGUCGAAAAUUACAUUUUAAACAGAACGAUUUUCUGUCCAACAUUAAGCGUUAUAAAAACACUUUUAAAGGCGAGAUUCAGUGGUGUAAUAACCUUUCCUUAAACGACUGGAAGACACAUUAUUUACAAAUUACUCCUGCAGGUUCAUUGACUCAUUCAAUUGAUGAGUUAACAACAGAUUCUACUAACAUUCAUCCAAUCAUCAAACAUUUACAGGAAUGUCGGAUUGAGAUUAUCAAGGAUAAGCAGUCCCCUUUUGAAGAUGUUAAAGCAAACUGCAACUUUAUAAUUCAAGUGAGAGUUUUAGGCAAAGGCAAUAAAGUGUACCUCCGAGUUAGAAAUUGGAAUGAAUUCAAGAAAUUGCUAACGUGUUUGAUCUGGUGGAGCUCGAUGAAGACCAACGGUAUAUUUAACAAAUUUCAAGUAUCAGCACCUCAUGAAUUGAAGAAGAGGAAAAUGGGGAAAGCAGAAAGUCUGUUGGUUUAUAAGUUAAAUGUUUUUGGUCCCAUGGUUAAAAAUAUUGCUCUUCCGCCGGCAACGAAUUCUUUAGAUAACCCUAACAUAAAUAACAAUGAUAGCAACGGGGUAGGCUGGUUUUCAGCUAUGGGGGUAUUAAAAUCAGAUGGAGUGUUAGAUCUUCUUUCUCAAAGUGAUGGUUCACUCAUCUACUCGUUAGAUAUUAACCAGUUCUUAAAAUCAGAGGUAAGAAUUUUAGAUUCAUCUGUUCUACGAAAUGAUAAUUGCUUGUUUUUAGGUGAGUUGCCGUUAUUAAGAAAUCAUUUGAACCUUGAAAACUAUCGCAUAGAUAAUAUCAGUAGUACUACCAAUAACUUUAGUGAUUUUCCCCAAGAAAUUGUUAUCGAAUUUCCCUUAAGAAUAGACUUGGAGGACUGUUUUGUCGCAUUACAAUCAUACGCUAGGUCAGAAUAUUUAUCUAUCACUGGCUCAGACAAAUCAAAUGAUAUGAGAAUUUCGAAUAACUUCAAAAUAUCCCUUCUGGAGGCUAACUUUCAGUCAAUCAAUUUGAAUGACAAGAACAAUACCCCUUGGUCAAUAUUCACUGACGUAACAGCCUGGGGUCAUACGUGGGCAAGAACUUCCAUGGUUUCAAAUUCCCCUAAUCCAUUUUGGAGAGAGGAGUUCGAAUUCAAUGAACUUUUAAGACUCACUAAUUUCUAUCUGGAAAUUAAGCAGUUAUUCCACGAUCCCAAUAAUAAAAAACGCUUACGGUUGAUUGGUAAAAUAAAGAUUACACAAGAAAUAGUAAACGAUACCAAAUAUAAUAAGGAAACAAGAUUGCCCAUAAUGGACGUUGACAAUGAACAUUUUCAAAUUGGGACUAUUUGUAUCAAAAUCUCUUCAAAGUUGAACUUUAUUUUGCCUUCAACGAAUUUUAUUAAGUUGGAGAAACUUCUGCUGAACGCAAAUUUGUCCAUGGUUUCAAAUCUAAUAUACAAAUCUUCUUCAUCAAUGGAGAAUGAUAACAAAUUGACACAACUAUCUAUAAUUUUUCUUGAUAUAUUCCAAUCUUUAUCAAGAGUAGAAGAGUGGUUCCAUGUCCUUAUAGACAAAGAGUUGGCUAAAAUAGAUGGGACAGUUUCAAGGAUAAAUCAGAAAAAUUUAGACUCAAAGCAUAUUUUCAACAGCUUAUUCCGUGGGAACUCUAUUUUAACAAAAUCAACUGAACAGUACUUUUUCAGAGUGGGUAAUGAGUAUUUGAAUAAAGCGCUUAGUGGGAUUUUGAAGGAUAUCAUUGAGUCAAAGAAAUCAUGUGAAUUGGAUCCCGCCAGGAUAAAAGAAAAAGAUGAAGCAAAAAAGAGAAAAAUAAUAGACGACAAUCACAAAAGGUUGUGUUCUUGGGUUACUAAAAUUUGGAAAAGACUUUAUGCAACCAGUAACGACUUACCUAUUGAAAUUAAAAAUGUUUUGAAAAUUUUCAGGCAAAGGCUAGAGAUAAUUUGUAUCGAUGAAACUUUGCAAGUAAUAUUAAAUGGUAUAUCGGGACUGCUGUUUUUAAGAUUUUUCUGUCCAGUAAUAUUGAACCCAAAACUAUUCAAAUAUGUUUCUCAGAAUUUAAAUGAAAUGUCAAGAAGAAACCUCACCCUGAUAAGUAAAGUUUUGCUUAAUUUGUCCACAUUGACACAGUUUGCAAAUAAAGAGCCUUGGCUAAUGAAGAUGAAUAACUUUAUUGAUAGGAAACAUAACAACUUGUUGGAUUAUAUUGAUAAAAUGACACACAAGAAACUGGAUUUUAACGCUAAGAUAUUGAACCUAAGCUCUACCAUCUCUAGACCCAAACUGGCCAUUGAUCUUACAAUUUUGAACGAUUUACCCCAGAUUCCCUAUCUGAUUGAUAAGAAUUUGAGAGAGACUGAGUUUAUUAAUCUGAUUGUCAACCUCAGUCAGGAAAGUCAGAUCAAGAUGGCAAAAUAUCACCAUAUAGACAAUGGCGGAAAGCGAGAUCCAACGGGUGAAAAUGCUCUGUCAAACAGUGGUGGUAUAAAUUUGUCGAUAGAUAAGAAGGAUUUGGAUUCACCAGUUGACGUCAAACCAGAAAUUGGCGAGCUAGAAUUUGAAAAAAUAACUGAAAACAACACAGAAAUUUUCGGAGACGAUCUAAUGAACUUACUAAAGAGUGAUGAUGUGGGGCCCAAGAAGAAAAGCCUGGACAAUACCGCUAAUACCAACGUCAAAUUCACUUCCACAUUUACGAAAGCAGAAGAGGAAAGACGUAUGAUGGAAGACCUGGAACAAGAAUCCUGUUUGCUUUAUAAUAAGAUUGAUCAUAUUACGAAACGAUUAUCAGAUUACGAGUGUGCUUCUAGUUGUUUGUUCGAAGACAAAAAAUAUUCUCUUUCACUCUCUCAUAAAAUCUUUUAUGAAGAAAUAGAAGAGGGAAAAGGAAUUGCCCUUAAGCUAUUGAUUAACCCGACAGGUGGGAACGUGUCUGUAGGAUUACAGAAAUUUUUUGCAAAAGGUGCUUCUAGUAAAUCCAAUAGCAGUAUUGGAGAUAGUUUCAGUACUUUUUUGAGUAUUGAUAUAAAUGAUGAGGGUGCGAAAGGUAGGGGUAAAUCAACAUUACACGGAACAUCACCGGACAGCGGAGUCAAAGACGAUUACUCGAUACAUUUAAAUUCCCAAGGCAAAGGUAAUUUGGGUAAUAGAUUUUCUCCCACAAAGUUAUCAAGGAUAAUGAGAAAACCUCCCAGUGCAGGUGAGCCUAAAGAACAAAACUCCAGCAAGUUGACAAGAUGGUUUAAAAAGAAAAAAGAAACUGAGGGGACCUGA